GCUGAUAACCUUGUACACCGAAGGAAGAGGUUACUUUGGAGAAAUCAACUGUGUCCCUUCCCCAAAGCUUCUAUGGGAGUCACAGUCCUGACCCUGCCCACUGAGAUGUCCUGCCAGCAGAACCAGCAGCAGUGCCAGCCCCCUCCCAAGUGCCCCACCCCCAAGUGCCCCCCCAAGUGUCCCCCAAAGUGCCCCCCAGUCUCUUCCUGCUGCAGUGUCAGCUCUGGGGGCUGCUGUGGCUCCAGCUCUGGGGGUGGCGGCUGCUGUGGCUCCAGCUCCGGGGGUGGAGGCUGCUGCCUGAGCCACCACAGGCGACACAGGUCCCACCGCCACAGACACCAGAGCUCAGGCUGCUGCAGCCAGCCCUCAGGGGGCUCGGGCUGCUGUGGAGGGGGCAGCAGUCAGUCGUCUGGAGGCUGCUGCUGAAGUGGACUCUGAGCCAAGAAGAAGAUACUUGGGGAUAGCCAGUGGCCAAACCCUUCCUCUUGGUCCUGCUCCUCCUGGGCCUGCCCAAGGGAUUAAGUUGUCUCAGUGAAGGUUCUGAGCUCUGGGCUGGCGGGUUCCUCUGCUCUGGGAUUCAGAAGGCUAAUCCUCUCCCAUAUUCCCCCUGCUGACCUCUGACACCAGUUGUUAUCUGGCCUGGGAUCCCCAAACCACAGACUCUCCCAGCUACUCUCCUUGCUGUCUGCUCCUAAAGUGAAACAAUAAAACAAGAAAUCGGCUCACCAUCCUGUUCCAA
Messenger RNA from Canis lupus familiaris (dog), 739 nucleotides. Its product is annotated as late cornified envelope protein 1A. NCBI's taxonomy places the organism in Eukaryota, Metazoa, Chordata, Mammalia, Carnivora, Canidae. The transcript has 3 exons. The record is from RefSeq and is a predicted model, not a curated record. The coding region runs from base 73 to 426 and encodes 117 amino acids. Gene Ontology annotation, biological process: epidermis development.